AUGGUGAAAUCAGACGUGCGCAAGGAUUACUAUGCGGACCUUGGGCUUCAGCCCAGCGCGGAGGCUGAGGACAUCAAGAAGCAAUUCAGGAAAUUAGCACUCAAGUACCACCCAGACAGGAACCCAGGACGAGAAGUCGAGUUCAACGCCAAAUUUCAGGCCAUCCAGGCCGCCAAUGAGAUCCUCAGUGACCCCUCACAACGACUGAAAUAUGACACUGAUCGCUUACGCGCCGGCUAUGGCAAGUGCUACGGACCGCCCAAGGCAAAUACCCAGCGCAAAACACAACCCCCAACCUAUCCUCCUCGCCCUGCGCCAACCUCGGCCUCCGCAAAUUCACAGUACGCAAAGGCGACCCCGAAUACGCCGUCGGCUGGCGCUCGACGAUACGCAUCUCAUGCGCGUGCCGGCCCGCAACAAUUCAAACAACAGGACAAUGCGCAAACAAGGGCUGAUGCAUUCCGUGGCUUUAAUAAUAUGAGAGCAGGUCAGGCACCUGGAUGGCAGGGCUUCGAUCCUUCAACUGGUCGUGCCACUGGUGGUAUCCCAGGUCCUGGAGCACAGCGUCAUCCCUUUGGAACUUCUGCGCAGUCUACCCGGCCCAAGUCUGCCUUUGAGGCCCACAACUCCCAUUCCACCGCACAGUCUUUCAAGAAGAAGCAGGGCUUUGCGCCAGGCGUAGCUGGAGGAGACGAACCGAUGGCCCGCAACACCUCUGCCUAUAGCAAUAACAGUCGGGCUGAACGGAUGAGCAGCCAAUACUUCAAGCCUGCUGUGGCCCCAACCGCGAAGAAACCAGCAUCACCUGAACCGCCUCAACCCAAAUCUCGCCAUUCAUACACCCCGGAGUUCGAACGAUCCAGUAGAAGCUACGCACAGGCAGGCAAGGGUGAGAGGACUUUCUUUUCAAGCACUGGAUUAGGACGUUCCGCAACCAUGCGUACCCCCUCAGGUUCUUCCCAUAAAAACACGCAUACAGGUAAAACCAGCCCUGCCUCUGGCCGAUCUGGGAGAUACCGUAGCGCCAGCCCCUCGCCCAGGCGGAAUACCAAUAACUAUGACUCCACCAGCUCGAGCGAAGGGGAAGAGACUAGGCCCAAACCGAAGGCUGUGCCAAAGAGUCGACUUGGGCCGCAUCAAAAGUUUGCCGACUUCUACAACCCAGGAACAGCAAGCCCCGGAAAUGGUAUGGACUUCACUUCCUUCCUCCUCGCAAAUGGGCUUCGAGCCGUCGAGCUACCAGACGGUAGCUACGAACUCCAUUCGAUCUCUCGGGAUUCCCCCCUUAAUCAACGUACCCCUGCUGACAUGGACGGUCCCAAAGGACACACCUCGGAUAGCGCUGCUUUCCCAAAAAGCUCGUAUCGAUCGGACCAGCAACCUAACCCAUCGGGUUCUUCCUCUUCUGUCAAGUAUGUUCGAUACACCUACUAUCAAGCUGUUUCGCCUCAUCUGACAGACACUGGUAUUAGCACUGACCCGGCAAACAAUGCGCAAAGGCCCCAGUCUGCCGCGUAUGGACGUAGCAGCACAAGUGACUUGCACAAGAAGUUUUCUGCGGAUGAUUGGCGGGAUCAUUUGGGCCAGUUCGAUUUCUUGAGCUCUGCCUCGCCAAGCAAGGAGUCACUUCCAAGAUCGCCUGCCUCGCAGAAUCGGGGGCGUACAAACAUGCGAAACGGACCGACACAGGCAUCAUCGACUGGAUCGCCGAUUCCAAAUCCUUUCGGCCCUACUCCUUUGUAUCAAGCUUCGCAGUCACCACAGCAACAGCAACCACCAACGCCAUUUGCACAGGCAAAGUUUUCUGCAGAUUCGUGGUCUGCGCAGCUUCGAAAUCUCUCGUGGAAUGUACCAGAGGCCGAGAAAGCGAAACAAACUGCAAAUGCUGCGCCGCCUCGUAGUCCAAAGAAACAGCCCAGAGCAGGCACCAAAUUGCGCAGCGCUCCGCAGCCGGCAAGUGUUGCUACUGAAGCAGAUGAAGCUAAAGAAACUCUCAAUGGCCAGACUCCUCUUGGGCCAACCGGGACAGCAACACCAGAUGUUGAGGAGAUGGACCUCGACGAAGACCUUCCUACUCCGGCUGUUCCGCCGAAGGCCCCAGUUGGAAGACCAAGCAGUGGCAGCUAUCCCGAUUUGGCUUCUCAGGCUGUACCAGAUGCACCUCCGGUCAAGAAGCCCAAGCCUCCUUCGGGCACAGAAGCCCGCACCCCUCUAUUUAACCUCGAUAAUCUCCGCAAUACCGUACCAUUCUCCAAUACGACCGGCGGAGGCAUCGAGAACCUGGAAGACUUCCACACUACUCUUCCCUUCGAAUCCCAAGCCAAGCAGCAAAGGACUACAAGAGACGACAUCCGCCCCCGCGUACUCCAACUACCAAACCCACCCAAACGACCAUCGGCUCCGAAACUAGUCCUCUUGCCCCCAACCUCUAAGCAUUACGUCCUCCCCCGGGACAAAUGGAACUGGUAUGUCUCAGCAAUGGGCGCGUAUAUGCACGAAUGGAACGCGUUCAAUGGCCGCAUGCUCACGCAUUUCAAUGCGCGCCAAGAAGCGAACGAAACCGGCCUCGCGCCGGGCUGGAUCAGUGCUGUUGGAGACUCUACCCGUCUCAAAAUAAACGGCGCAGACGACGACAGCAACGACGGCACGACAAAGACCCGUACGGAUCUUGAUGAUUAUCAUGUUGAUGAAUUCCUCAUCCCUGGUACCAGUAAGGGCGGCUUUAGUGCUUAUCUCCGUGGUAUCGAGGAGGAUAUCCAGGUGCGUAAGCAUUGGGAAGUUGCCUGUGAGCUGCAUCGGGACUGUAUCCUUGAGCUUGGACGAUUGAGAGAGUGGAUUCGUGAUGGCGGGAAGGUGGCUUGA
This is a messenger RNA of Penicillium samsonianum, 2862 nucleotides long. RefSeq lists its product as uncharacterized. The coding region runs from base 1 to 2862 and encodes 953 amino acids. The record is from RefSeq and is a predicted model, not a curated record. The transcript has 2 exons. Lineage: Eukaryota; Fungi; Ascomycota; Eurotiomycetes; Eurotiales; Aspergillaceae.